Chinchilla lanigera (long-tailed chinchilla) is the source of this 1127-nucleotide messenger RNA. RefSeq names its product aminoacyl tRNA synthetase complex-interacting multifunctional protein 1 (gene Aimp1). Lineage: Eukaryota; Metazoa; Chordata; Mammalia; Rodentia; Chinchillidae. The coding region runs from base 17 to 1048 and encodes 343 amino acids. The transcript is spliced from 7 exons. The record is from RefSeq and is a predicted model, not a curated record. Gene Ontology annotation, molecular function: tRNA binding.
UAAGCGGGGACACCUAAUGGGGGUCCUUUCUCGGUGCCAGCGUGUGCAGGACGGUGUCGCUUCCUGUCCUGGACCCGCUGUGUGCCGCUUCAUGAUUUUCUGCCGUUUCUUGGCAAAAAUGACAACCAAUGAAGCUGUUUUGAAGAGACUGGAGCAGAAAGGGACAGAGGCAGAUCAAAUUAUUGAAUAUCUUAAACAGCAAGUUGCUCUUCUAAAGGAAAAAGCAAUUUUGCAGGCAACACUGAGAGAAGAGAAAAAACUUCGAGUUGAAAAUGCUAAACUGAAGAAAGAAAUUGAAGAACUGAAACAGGAGCUGAUUCAGGCCGAAAUUCAGAAUGGAGUGAAGCAAAUACCAUGCCCAUCUUAUACUCCACUGCAAGCCAAUUCUGUGACUGCCGAAAAUGCGGAACAGUCUACACUAGUAACUGUAUUGUGUGGUACCAAAGAACAGAUAAAAAAGGGAGGAGAAGAAAAGGUGAAAGAAAAAACUGAAAAGAAAGGAGAAAAGAAGGAGAAAAAGCAGCCAUCCACAGCAGGAAGUGUUGAUUCUAAGCCAAUAGAUGCUUCUCGUCUGGAUCUUCGAAUUGGCCGCAUCAUUAAUGCCAAAAAGCACCCUGAUGCAGACACUUUGUAUGUAGAAGAAAUAGAUGUUGGAGAAACAGCCCCAAGAACAGUUGUCAGUGGCCUAGUGAAUCAUAUUCCUCUUGAACAGAUGCAAAAUCGGAUGGUGAUUUUACUUUGCAACCUGAAGCCUGCAAAGAUGAGGGGGAUCCUGUCUCAGGCAAUGGUGAUGUGUGCUAGUUCCCCGGAGAAGGUCGAAAUCCUGGCUCCUCCGGACGGGUCUGUUCCUGGAGACAGAGUCACUUUUGAUGCUUACCCUGGAGAGCCCGACAAGGAGCUAAAUCCUAAAAAGAAGAUUUGGGAGCAAAUCCAGCCUGACCUGUAUACCAGUGACGACUGUGUGGCCACAUACAAAGGUGUUCCCUUUGAGGUGAAGGGGAAGGGUGUGUGCAGGGCUCAGACCAUGGCUAAGAGUGGGAUCAAAUAAGAGCAGAUGCUGCCAUUACUGGAACAUACUGGAAACACCAAUAACAAUAAAAGAAAUAUGCUUGUCACUUCUACCUAAA